This is a messenger RNA of Etheostoma spectabile (orangethroat darter), 2111 nucleotides long. It is a transcript of the gene ftr82, whose product is annotated as finTRIM family, member 82. Gene Ontology annotation, molecular function: protein binding; zinc ion binding. The record is from RefSeq and is a predicted model, not a curated record. The transcript is spliced from 7 exons. Bases 239 to 1957 code for a protein of 572 amino acids. NCBI's taxonomy places the organism in Eukaryota, Metazoa, Chordata, Actinopteri, Perciformes, Percidae.
GCUAAACCUGCUUAUCUGAACUGGGCAGGGCUCGUUAUACUCACAGCACAGGGGGAGGGCCUUGUCUGCUUUCAAUCAAUAACCUCUGGAAUUCAGAAAUACAAGUAGAUCCUGUCUCUGGCAGGCUGUACCUAACUCUUGAGGGCGGGCUCCCAGGCACACUCGAAGGAAUUUCUAUCUGCUCCUGGCACUCUCUGUCUGUUUUCGCAGAUCUGACUGGGUUUUGAGCCCCAUCACAAUGGCUGAUCACACUUCUCCAGAUUAUUUCAGCUGCUCCCUGUGUGUGAACCUGCUGAGGGACCCUGUUGCUAUCCCCUGUGGACACAGUUUCUGUAUGGACUGCAUCAGUGGUUACUGGAAUGACGCUGACUACACAGGGAUUUACAUUUGUCCCCAGUGUAAGAUUACUUUCACCCAGAGGCCGGUGCUGCGGCCCAACGCCACGCUGAACAUGGUGGCCGAGAAGAUCAAGAAGAGCGGUCUGAACCUCAACCUCAACUUAACCCAGGGGAACUUCUACGCCGGGCCGAGUGACGUCCCCUGUGACUUCUGCUCUGGGAAGAAAUUAAAGGCUGUGAAGUCCUGUCUGAACUGCCUGGCGUCCUACUGCGAGAAGCACCUGAAGCCACACUACGAGUCAGCCACAUUCAAAAGGCAUAAGUUGGUGGACGAGCUGGGAAACCUGGACAGGAAGAUCUGCCCGCAGCACCAGAAGCCCCUGGAGCUCUUUUGUCGAACAGACCAGAUGUGUAUCUGCGCUAUCUGCACAGUCAGUGAACACAAGGGUCAUGACAUUGUCUCUGCUGAGGCAGAGAGGGGUGAGAAACAGAAACUCCUGGGAGUCUCCCAGGCUGAGAUUAGACAGAAAUGCCAGGACAGGGUGAAGGAGCUAGAGGAACUGAAGACUGCUGUGGAUUCAUUGAAGAACUCGGCCCAGAGAGCCAUGGUGGACAGCCAGAAGAUGUUUGAGGACAUGAUCCGCUCCAUUGAGAGGAUGAGGUCCGAGGUGACCAAGCUGAUUGGGAUCAACGAGAAGGCCGCUUUCAACCAGUCCGAGGCGCUGAUCGAGCGACUGGAACAAGAGAUCGAUGAACUGAAGAAAAAGGAGACCGGCCUCAAGCAGCUGUACAGCACCGAGGACCACAUCCACUUCCUGCAGAACUUCAACUACCUGUGCACCCCCACGGAUGACAGCUUCAUACCGAAAGUGGUGUUGAACCCUGACUUCUCCUUCGGGGCUGUUAGGAAAGCUGUGAGCGAGAUCAAGGAGCGCCUGGAGGAGUUUGGCAAAGAGGAGCUGCUCAAGAUCUCCAAGUCAGUGAAUGAGGUCCCAGUGUACACUACGGAGAGUCGAACACUGGACAGAAGGAGCAGAGGUAAAGAAGUGGUGGACAACACUCCUCCAGAGCCAAAGAGCAGAGCCGAUUUUGUAAAAUACUUCUGCCAGCUGAAGCUGGAUUCUAACACCGCCUACAAGGAGCUGUACGUCUCAGACAACAACAGGAAAGUCAUCCGCACCAGGGACCUGCAGCCCUACGCAGACAGCCCAGAGAGGUUCGACAGCUUCGCCCAGGUGCUGUGCCGGGAGGCCCUGUCGGGGGGGCGCUUCUACUGGGAGAUCGAGUGGAGUGGGGAGUUCUCCAUCGGAGUGGCCUACAAGAGCAUCAGCCGGAAGGGCAAAGGCUCACUGUGUCUGCUGGGAUACAACGACAAAUCCUGGAGUCUGCUCUGCUCGGACACGGGUUACUCUGCCUGGCACAACCGGGUGGACAAAGCUGUCAGCGGCCCCCACUCCCCCCGGAUAGGCGUGUACCUGGACCACAGCGCUGGUGUGCUGGCGUUUUACAGCAUCGGCAACACCAUGACCCUGCUGCACAGGUUUCAGACUACGUUUGUUGAGCCCAUCUAUCCAGGCUUUGGAGUUGGAACCUCAGUCAGGAUCUGCAAUAUCAAGUGAACACUGGUAUUUAAGCUCUCGUUUGAAAAUCUGGAAAUAUUUUCCACAUGUUACUCAUAAUACACAGCAAUGCUUUUGGAAUAUAUAUUUUUGCUACAUUUUUAAACUGUACCAAACCACAUUCAUGAAGUUUGUUUUUGUUUUUAAAUGCCCC